GAUAGCUGAUAUCUUUACAGAAACUCAGUCAUGUAAAAAAUCAUUCUUUUUUAUCUUGGAACAGCACAAAUAAAUUCAACGUCUGCGCACUGUCGUAGUUUCACAAGCGAACCUACUCUUGUCCUCAGGGAGUAACUCCCCUGCCGAUGGUAGUAAGUCUGGUCCAUCCGCCUCAGGAAAGUCUCUUUUAUCCGCUUGUCGGAAAGUCUGGUCUCAUCCGCUUUGCGGAAAGUUUGGUCCAUCCGCCUCAGGAAAGUCUCUUUUAUCCGCUUGUCGGAAAGUCUGGUCCAUCCGCCUCAGGAAAGUGUUUUUUUAUCCGCUUGUCGGAAAGUCUGGUCCAUCCGCCUAAGGAAAGUGUCUUUUAUCCGCUCGUCGGAAAGUUUGGCUAUCCGCUUGGCGGAAAGUUUGGUCUCAUCCGCUUGUCGGAAAGUUUGGUCUCAUCCGCUUUGCGGAGAGUUUGGUUAUCCGCUUAUCGGAAAGUCUGGCCUUAUCCGCUUUGCGGGAAGUUUGGUUUAUCCGCUUGGCGGAAAGUUUGGUCGCAUCCGCAUGUCGGAAAGUUUUGUCUCAUCCGCUGUGCGGAAAGUUGUGGCUAUCCGCUUGGCGGAAAGUUUGAUCUCAUCCGCUCGGCGGAAAGUUUAGCCCAAUCCGCUUUGCGGACAGUUUUGGGCAUCUCUGGUUUAUCCGUUGUACGGACGUUGUUGGCAGCCGUGACUGUAUUCUCGUUGACGUUGGCGAUAGGAGCGAGAAUACGAAUUCAUGCGGUCUCGCCUUGCGUUGGGAAGGAGGGUCGUUUGGCACUGGCGGUUCGAACCCGUUACCCUUGCGAACUUUUUCCCAAGCCAAGGCCCUUGGCUUUCUUUGGUCUUCUUAUCCUUUGAUCCUCUGAUCCCAUUGCAACGCGAGGCCGCAAGGCUAUCGGUUUUUGUCCGCUCGAAGCUUUCCACUUCGGGCACUUGCCACUGGUCGGCCCGUCGUCAUCGCUACGCCUUCGUCUAUGGGGCGCACCGGUUUCCCAAAUUCAUCGUCUGGCCGCAGGCGUCGCGCCGGGUUCUUUGGGCUGCUUCGGCGUACCGGCCUCCACCGGUGGGGUAGGUGCUUCCAGGGCGCCUCCUCGUGCGACGCAGUGGGAGAUGCUCCCAUCGAGCGAUCAUCCAUAGGGUGAUCCUUCCGCGGUGACUGAAUAAAAUUCAACGUCUGCGCACUGUCGUAGUUUCACAAGCGAACCUAAACACUUUGAUUUGACAGUUUCUGUUUCACCCUAUACUUCCUUGUCGCGAAAAAUAUUUAUCGCCAGCCAUUCUUGAAGAUUCUUGGAUGUGAUAUGAUGACCCACAAAGUGAGCAAGAAGCUCAAACAAUCAAAAUCAACAAUCGAGUUCAUCUUCACCAAAAAUCUACUUUUCAUUCGGGCAACAACUAACUAUUUACGUUUAUACAUUCGAGCACCAAGAACAAGAUCGAUUUCAUUUUUUGAGAACCAGCAACUACAGCUUACAAAUACAGCUUAUCGCUAUCACAGUAGAGAGCAAUUUACAGCAGGAGUAUUAUUGGAACCCGGCUUCGUCUCCGUAUUCGUUUGCUUCAAAGUAAAACGAAGAGGCACGGCGGAGCACAAGGCAAAGGGGGCAAAGACCUCCGAGCGAGGAACCAGCUGGAGCGGGCACCAUGAAAUGAUGACGUCGAGAAUCAGAAUUGUAUACGUAGAUAUUAGAUAUAGAUGGGCACAGCAUCGCUAUUUUAUACUUUUCUUUUCUCAUUGCGCUUUCCACCGCGAUAUGACAUUCCUAUUCCUUUGAUCAAUUGCAAUAUUUUGAUAUCGAUAGUAAGAGUGAUGGUAUGAAUGCGUAAUAUUGCGUCACUGCAGCUCCUGCUGCACAGGAUUGCACCAGCAGCGGCUGCUGCAAGAUAGUCAGUCAGACUUUGGUUC
Messenger RNA from Amoebophrya sp. A120, 1926 nucleotides. Lineage: Eukaryota; Dinophyceae; Syndiniales; Amoebophryaceae. The record is from the annotation of a GenBank genome assembly.